AGAGGAGGACGGGCGAGGAGCCCCGGCGUGGUACGUUGACAAAUCUCAGUCAGCUCGACAGCUAGAGGGCGGGGUGAGCUGCCGGCACUUGGCGAAAAGUUCUGGUGCCGAGGAGAGGGAGGGAGGGAGAAAAGCCGAACAGGUGUCUGACACAGUGUCGGAGGACAGGGACCGUCCCCUGGCGACUUACCUCCAAACGCGGAAGUCACCAGUAGAUGUCUCACGGCCGCAGAUCAGUUCAGUUCCCGGUUCCUAAUGGGAGAGGCUGGCUGGGUGACAUCGGAACACCUUGGUGGCAGAAGAGCCUUUUAUUUAUUUUCUGUCAACGCCGCAUGACGUGCCUUGACAGCAGCGUAUUGUUUGAACAUAACCUUGCGUCUUUCCCCUCCUUCCCCCCCCACUCCCUGGUUUGACAAAAGAGGGAAACCAGAACCGCCCCCCGUUCGAGCGGCUGAAACUGGGCGGGGAGCUCGACACCAACUUUGCACCUGAGUAAAGGUCGCUGGAAUAAAGGGAGAAUCGCGGUGAAAAUGGCGACCAGGGAGCUCUGGCUUUCACAAGGUGGCGACUAAGGCGGCAGGUGGUGAACACACCGGCUUGUUUCUUUCUCCACUCGGCGGCGGCGGCGGAGGCGGAGGAGGAGGUGGUGCUGGUGGUGACGGCGGGUCGGGUCGGGCUGGCCGGAGUCGAGCGACAUGUCGGUCUCGGAACUUUACACCAAGUAUACAAAGGUUUGGAUCCCUGACCCAGAGGAUGUUUGGAAAUCAGCAGAAAUCGUUCAGAACUACAAAGAGGGGGAUGAGAUCCUUCAUCUUAAACUGGAAGAUGAAAUGCCUGUGGAGCAUCCUGUCAAUUCCAAGACAAGUCAGUUGCCUUUCCUGCGUAAUCCCGAUAUCCUUGUGGGUGAGAAUGACCUGACGGCUCUCAGUUAUCUUCAUGAACCUGCUGUGCUCCACAACUUGAAGGUCCGCUUCAUUGAGUCCAAUGCCAUAUACACUUACUGCGGUAUCGUCUUAGUCGCUAUUAAUCCUUAUGAACAGCUGCCAAUUUAUGGAGAAGAUGUCAUUCAGGCAUAUAGUGGCCAGAACAUGGGGGACAUGGACCCCCAUAUCUUUGCAGUGGCUGAAGAAGCAUACAAACAAAUGGCCAGAGAUGAGAAGAACCAAUCAAUCAUCGUAAGCGGGGAGUCUGGAGCUGGAAAGACGGUGUCUGCUAAGUACGCCAUGCGUUAUUUCGCCACUGUGGGUGGAUCAGCCAGUGAAACAAAUGUUGAGGAGAAAGUCCUGGCCUCAAGUCCAAUUAUGGAGGCCAUCGGGAAUGCAAAGACAACAAGGAACGAUAACAGCAGUCGCUUUGGGAAAUAUAUCCAAAUUGGCUUUGACCGGCGAUAUUAUAUAAUUGGUGCCAACAUGCGGACAUAUCUGCUAGAGAAAUCAAGAGUGGUUUUUCAGGCAGAGGAUGAACGUAACUACCAUAUCUUCUACCAGCUGUGUGCCUCGGCCGACCGGCCAGAAUUCAAAGAACUGUGCUUAAGCAGCGCAGAAAACUACUUUUACACCACUCGGGGUGGUGGCAUCCUAAUAGAUGGAGUUGAUGAUGCUGAAGACUUCAAUAGAACUUGUAAAGCCUUCACUCUACUUGGUGUCAAGGAAGCAAAUCAGAUGAAGAUUUACAGAGUAAUAGCUUCAAUUCUCCACCUGGGAAAUGUAGAAAUUGUUUCAGAACGAGAUGUCGACACUUGUGGUAUUGCUAAAGAAGAUGAGCACCUAAACUACUUCUGUAAUUUACUGGGAGUUGAGCACGAUCAGAUGGAACACUGGCUAUGUCACCGCAAGCUUAUCACAACGUCAGAGACUUUCAUUAAGACAAUGGCCAAGCAGCAAGCCAUCAAUGCCAAAAAUGCCUUGGCCAAGCACAUCUACGCUCAGCUCUUCAAUUGGAUCGUGGAACAAAUCAACAAAGCACUUUAUACAACCAGCAAACAGCAUUCAUUCAUUGGAGUUCUGGAUAUUUACGGGUUUGAAACAUUUGAGAUCAACAGCUUUGAACAAUUUUGCAUCAACUAUGCCAACGAGAAAUUACAGCAGCAAUUUAAUCUGCAUGUCUUCAAACUGGAGCAGGAGGAAUACAUGAAGGAACAAAUACCUUGGACUCUCAUUGACUUCUCUGACAACCAGCCAUGCAUUGAUCUGAUUGAGGCAAAAUUGGGCAUCUUAGACUUGUUGGAUGAAGAAUGCAGGAUGCCAAAAGGUACAGACCAAAGUUGGGCCCAGAAACUGUACGAACGCCUUUCAAGCAGCCGCCACUUUCAGAAACCCCGAAUGUCCAAUAUGGCUUAUGUCGUUAUACACUUUGCAGACAAGGUGGAAUAUCAAUGUGAUGGGUUCCUGGAGAAAAACCGAGACACCGUGUAUGAAGAGCAGAUCAACAUACUUAAGGCCAGCAAGUACCAGUUGGUGGCUGACUUGUUCCAGGAUGAGGAUUCUUCUGCAUCCAUUGCAAAAGGGAAAAAGUCAAAAAUAAAUGUCCGGCCUCUCAAACCGGCCAUGAAGGCAUCCAAUAAAGAGCACAAGAAAACCGUUGGACAUCAGUUUCGAAACUCCCUGCAUCUGUUGAUGGAGACCCUGAAUUCCACAACACCACAUUACGUACGCUGCAUCAAGCCAAAUGAUGAGAAAUUUGCCUUCUCGUUUGAUCCAGCACGGGCUGUACAGCAACUCCGGGCCUGUGGAGUGUUGGAGACCAUCCGUAUUAGUGCUGCAGGAUAUCCAUCUCGGUGGACCUACCAUGAAUUCUUCAACAGGUAUCGGGUCCUAAUGACGAAGAAGAACAUAAUUUUAAAUGAUAAGAAAGAGACCUGUAGGAGGCUUCUGGACGUUGUUAUCAAGGAUCCUGAUAAAUUCCAGUUUGGCAAAACCAAGAUUUUUUUCCGUGCUGGUCAGGUAGCGUACCUGGAAAAACUCAGAGCAGAUAAGUUCCGAGCCGCAUGCAUGAUGAUACAGAAGACAGUCCGGGGCUGGUUGCAGAGAGUCAAGUACAGAAGGCUGAAGAAGGCCACCAUUACUCUUCAGAGAUACGUUCGAGGUUAUCAGGCACGCAGGUUGGCAGACUUCCUGCGGAAAACGAGAGCUGCGAUAAUUUUGCAGAAGCAAUGCAGGAUGUUGGCUGCUCGCCGUCGGUACUUGAAAUUUCGCAGUGCAGCCAUCACGAUUCAGGCUUGUGCCCGGGGAAUGUUUGUCCGCAAGGUGUACCAUGAAUUAUUACUCCAGCACAAAGCCACUGUCAUUCAGAAGAAUUUAAGGGGCUGGAUGGCUAGAAAGAGAUUCUGCAAGAUUCGCAACGCAGUCAUUUAUCUUCAGUGCUGCUUUAGGCGGAUGAAAGCACGUCGUGAGCUGAAGACACUGAAGAUUGAAGCAAAGUCAGUAGAGCACUACAAGAAACUCACCAGCGGAAUGGAAAAUAAAGUUGUACAACUUCAAAGGAAAGUAGAUGAUCAGAAUAAGGAGUACAAGGCAGUAGCGGAGCAAAUGACGGCAAUAACCGCAGCGCAAGCUACUGAAAUUAAUAAACUUCAUAAGGAGUUGGAUCGAUGUCGAGAACACCAGGGAGAGGAAAAUAGAGCAACCAGUUUACAGGAGGAGAUUGACGAACUACGCAAGGAACUUGAGAAAUCGCAGAAGCAACACAAAAUCUUGGAGGAUACUUCCACCAGAGAUAAAGCAGAACUUCAGCAGCGUGUGCUGGAGCUGGAGAAGGAGAACACACUACUGAAACAUGAAAAGGAGGAACUGAACCAGCGCAUCAAGAGUGAAUCCAACAAUGUAGCAGAAAAGUUCUCAGAGAAGAUAGCAAAGGAAAAUGAGCAGUCAAAGAAGGAGAUAGAUGAAGAACGCUCUCGAUAUCAAAACCUCUUGAAAGAGUAUUCCCGCCUGGAGCAGCGAUAUGACAAUCUGCGGGAGGAGAUGACAUUAGUUAAGCAAACUCCAGGCCAUCGGAGAAACCCCUCCAAUCAGAGCAGUCUUGAAUCUGAUUCUAACUAUCCUUCCAUCUCAACUUCUGACGUUGGGGAUACAGAGGAUGCAAUACAACUGGUGGAGGAAGCUGGCUUGGAGAAUGCUGCCAUGGAUAUGACCAUAUUCCUGAAACUGCAGAAGCGGGUGCGGGAACUGGAACAAGAAAGAAAGUCGUUACGCGCAGAGUUGGAGCAGAAGGAAGCACUGGAAACCAAAAAGAUGCCAAAUGAGUACAACAGCAUUCCGGACAAUGAUCAAGCAGCGGAAAUGGCCUAUGACAGCUUAAAGAGACACGAGUUGGAAUCUGAAAACAAAAAGCUAAAGAAUGAACUCAAUGAACUGAGAAAAGCUAUAGCAGAGAAGGCAACUAUGGACGACCCAACUAAUGAGUCAGAAAAUACGUACAAUAUACUUCUCCAUCAGCUGAAGGAGGCCAAUGAGGAGCUGGAGGUGCGCAAGGAGGAGGUCCUCAUGCUCAGAACACAAAUAGUCAAAGCCGCUCAGCAGAAGGAGGAGGCCAAAAGCACGGAUAACGUGACUGAGAAAUAUGAGUGGAAAAAAAGUGAUGAAAACACAGAUAAAGAUGAUGCCAUUGAGGCAUACAAUGGUGUUUGUGAAACAAAUAGGCUGCUGGAGACACAGUUGCAGGCCCAGAUCAAGCAACACGAGGAAGAGGUAGAAAGAAUGCGGGCACAGAUUGAGGCUAUAAAAGAGGAGAUGGAAAAACAGCAACAGAUCCUCACACAUACGCUACAGAUGUCUCCAGACGCACGCAUUGAGUAUAACGUACAACAGGAGAUCACCCGCCUCACCAAUGAGAAUCUGGAUCUGAAAGAGCUGGUGGAGAAACAGGAGAAGAAUGAGAAGAAAUUAAAGAAGCAACUCAAGAUUCACAUGAAAAAGGUUCAAGAUCUUGAAGCCCGGAGCACUGCACCGAAGGAACCAAGACGAGAACAACUAACCAGACAAGUCACUGUGCAACGGAAGGAGAAAGAGUUCCAGGGAAUGUUGGAAUAUAUUAAGGAGGAUGAAACUCUACUUAUUCGCAACCUCAUCACGGACCUGAAGCCCCAAGCAGUCUCUGCCACAGUGCCAGGCCUACCAGCAUACAUCCUCUUCAUGUGCCUUAGACAUGCAGAUUAUAUAAACGAUGACCAGAAGGUCCACUCGCUUCUCACUGGGACUAUCAAUGGCGUUAAAAAAGUAUUAAAGAAACACAAUGAUGACUUUGAAAUAACAUCAUUUUGGUUAUCGAAUAGUUGUCGCCUUUUGCAUUGUUUAAAACAAUACAGUGGAGAUGAGGAUUUCACGAAGCAGAAUAACACACGGCAGAAUGAACAUAGCCUGAAGAACUUUGACCUCACAGAGUACCGCCAAGUUCUAAGUGACCUCUCUAUUCAGAUAUAUCAGCAAUUGGUCAAGGUUGCAGAAGGUCUUCUUCAGCCAAUGAUAGUGUCAGCCAUGUUGGAGAAUGAGAGCAUCCAGGGUCUGUCGAGUGUGAAACCCAUGGGCUACAGGAAACGUUCUUCAAGCCGGCUCGACGGAGACGACAGCUACACUCUAGAGGCCAUGUUGCGCCAGCUUAACAUGUUAAACAACACCAUGUGUGAACAUGGACUGGAUCCUGAGAUUAUCCGACAGGUCUUUCGGCAGCUCUUCUAUGUCAUCAAUGCUGUAACACUUAACAACCUGCUGCUGAGAAAGGACGUGUGCUCGUGGAGUACAGGAAUGCAAAUCAGGUACAACAUCAGCCAGCUAGAAGAGUGGUUGCGGGGGAAAAAUUUACAACAAAGUGGGGCUGUGAAGACAAUGGAGCCUCUAAUUCAAGCUGCACAACUUCUCCAAGUGAAGAAGAAAACCACUGAUGAUGCUGCAGCCAUCUGUUUAAUGUGUAAAGCUCUAUCCACACAACAGAUCGUCAAAAUUCUGAACCUGUACACACCAGUAAAUGAGUUUGAAGAACGUGUAACCGUAUCAUUCAUUAGAAAUAUUCAGUCCUUUUUACAAGAUCGCAAUGAAGCUCCUCAACUGCUAAUGGACUUUAAACACACAUUUCCUGUUAUGUUUCCAUUUAAUCCUUCUGCACUCAACCUGGACACCAUACACAUCCCGGCAAAUUUGAACUUGACUUUCCUCAUUCGAGUGUAGAACAAAGCUUUGUGUGGACAUUUACAGAAGAAAGUAUGGAGAGAGAGAAGAAAGCUGAACGUUGGAUAUUUGCUGCGUCUCAAUCAAAAUUAUUACGGAACAAUUAAUCAUGCAAUACCAUAUCAAAACUUGAUUGGUGGCCAAAAUAACCCAUCAUCACUUCUAACAAACAUCGACAUGAACAUUUGUGAUGCAUUCAGAUGGAACAUUGGACAUUUCCAAUGAUAAUCCAUGAUUUAUUUUUGUAAUUAACAAAGCAAUGCCCAUUUUUUGAGUAGAAUGUAAAAAAAAAAGCAAAGAAGACUGUGCCACAGAUUUUGAUAUUUAUGAACCAUGCAAAGUUUAUAAUCAAAAGAAAACAGCAGUGGGGUUCAUAAUGUGAUUUCUGCAUGUUUUGCAACUCAUCUCUUUGGUUUACUGUCACAGUUCAAGCAUGAAAUGGAAUUGGCUUUUUUGGAUCUAAUCUGUGACAGUCACCAAUAUAUAGUCACAGUGACUUUUAAGAGAAGAGGAAAUGUAAAAUAGGAAUCGGCUUUGGGUCUGCGCAAUGCAUACAGCCAAAUUAGAGCUAAUAUCGCCUUUCCAUUAGGCUAUAUAUUUCCCCCUCAUUUCUGCUGUGACCAUUGGUGUGGACAUGGUUUAUCGCUUUGUUAUUUGAGCUGAUUAAAACCAUGUAACUGCUUAUUUGACACUUGCAUAAAACGCUAUUGAGCGGUUUGCCUGAAGUUUCCAUUGGGAACUUUGACUCUGAAAUGGGAACGUUUAUCUCUGCGAUUGCACUUCACUCAUUAUGCGAUAAAUGUAAUUGUGUCUUACAUAACUCUGAGAAGCAAUGGCCAUUUCAAUUGGAGUAAUUGAUGUAAUGUAUUAAGUUAGGACCAAAAAUAUCUACAAUGUUUGAAAUGGAGUUAGCACAAUAUUCUGGUGUCUCUGUUUGGAUGAUAAAGUAACUAAAUUUAUUUAUUGGGCGAUUGAAAUUUGCAGGAACUACAAUUUACCCAUUACGGUAAAAUUCAAGAAGUUGCUAAACAUUCAUUGUAUAGAUUUUGUAACAUCUGAGAAUUGGCUCCGGUACUGAGGCAUCAAAACUGCACUGACGUAUUCAGUGCCUCGAUAUCUAAAUCCAGCAGACUUUUAUAAAAUGAACAUAGUUUGCUGCUACCUGAUAGUGGGUUACAUUUGAUUUAAGCUCACAGCUUUGCAACAAUCUUCAAUGUGUGGGAUGAAUGAGCUCUUUACACCUCUGACUGAAUUUUGAUUGAUUGCAUGUUCUUCAAAAAUAUUUUGAAACAUUUCACCUGGUCAUAAAUUGCAAUCAUAUAUUUUUUAUCAAUUGCAUAUUUCUAUGUUGAAGCCUUUGCAAGACAAUUGAUUGCACAAACACAGUUGGAAUCGUAUGAAAUAUAAACAUGUUGAACAUAACUAUCCAUUGGGGAACAGUAUAUGAAUUUUCAUGAUCAAUAACUUCUUGUCUCUAACUGUUGGGCCCUAUUCCGUGAAUCCAAAGUGCACAGUUCCGAUAAAAAUCCCAGAGAAUCUACAGGUGAACACAAAUACCAACAAAAUGCUCAAUCCUCAAACAUCAUCUUCCUGUUUCUACUUCUCAGCUGCCCUUCCCACCUUCACAAAGGAACAACAAAGUGGAACCACAAAAAUGACAAAGAGUAUAGCAUUUCCUUCAAGUUUUCCAACAAAUGGAAUGCUUGCUAAGAGAAAUGGGUCAAAUAAGCAAAGAUCUUUGAUUGCAAAAGACAAUGUCACUAAAAUGUUGUGUUUAAAUAUUGACAAAUUCUAUUCCUUAAAUAGAUUGAUAUAAAAAAAAUAUUUGUAAUAUUUCAAGUUAGGUGUGUUUGUUUUUUUUCUUAGUUUAAAUUGUCAUUUAGAUUUAUGAAAAAAAAAACAAUGUAAACAAGUAUAUAGCAAUGAUAACAUUAUUAAAUUGCAUGAAAAAGUGAUGCAGCAUUAUGUUCAGAUAUUGUUGGGAAAGAAGCAAGCACAAAAACUGUAAUUAAACACCCUUUUUCACAG
Messenger RNA from Leucoraja erinaceus (little skate), 8189 nucleotides. RefSeq names its product myosin VB (gene myo5b). The record is from RefSeq and is a predicted model, not a curated record. NCBI's taxonomy places the organism in Eukaryota, Metazoa, Chordata, Chondrichthyes, Rajiformes, Rajidae. Gene Ontology annotation, molecular function: microfilament motor activity; ATP binding; actin filament binding. The transcript has 39 exons. Gene Ontology annotation, cellular component: actin cytoskeleton; vesicle; myosin complex. Gene Ontology annotation, biological process: vesicle transport along actin filament; actin filament organization. Bases 696 to 6161 code for a protein of 1821 amino acids.